AUGACGAAGUGGAACUUGUUCAAGCAUCAAACAACGCCCAUGGUCGCUGCUAACCCAACGGGGGCCAGUGCCUUGACUGUGUCUCCGGCCCCCGUCGCACUGGUCUCCACCGACAACUCCACCGAACCGGUCGACAAGAACGACACCUUCGACGAGAUCAAAAACAAGUUCCUGAAUGAAAUCGACAAGAUCCCACUGCCGCCCUGGGCCAUCAUUGCCAUUGCCGUGGUCGCUGCUUUACUCAUUCUAACAUGCUGCUUCUGCAUCAUCAAGAAAUGCUGUUGCAAGAAGAAGAAGAAGAACAAGAAGGGCAAGAAGGGGAAGGGUGACAUGGGAAUGAAGAACAUGAAAGGGGGCGAGAAACAACAGGACGACGACGACGAAGAAGACGACGUCGAACCCGGCCUGACUGGAGACGAGAAGGAGGAGGAAGUGAAGGAGAAGGAAAAGCUCGGGAAGCUGCAGUACUCCAUUGAUUACGACUUCCAGGAGAACAAGCUGACUGUGGGAAUCCUGCAAGCAGCUGAUCUGCUCUCCAUGGACAGCGGAGGCACCUCGGACCCCUACGUCAAGGUCUUCGUCCUCCCGGACAAGAAGAAGAAGUACGACACAAAGAUUCACAAGAAAACGCUCAAUCCCGUGUUCAAUGAGACCUUUACCUUCAAGAUUCCAUUCCAAGAGAUGGGAGGAAAGACUCUGGUAAUGUCAGUCUACGACUUUGAUCGCUUCUCUAAACAUGAUGUCAUCGGAGAGAUUAAAACGCCCAUGAACACCCUGGACCUGGCAAAGCCAAUCGAGGAGUGGAGAGACCUGGACAGCGCAGAUCAAGAAGAGCCGGAGAAGCUGGGUGACAUUUGCAUCUCUCUGCGUUACGUCCCGACUGCCGGCAAACUCACCAUCUGCAUCCUGGAGGCCAAGAACCUGAAGAAAAUGGACGUGGGAGGACUGUCAGAUCCCUACGUGAAAAUCAACCUGCUGCAGAAUGGAAAGAAGCUGAAGAAGAAGAAGACGACAGUGAAGAAGAACACUUUGAAUCCGUACUACAAUGAGUCCUUCAGCUUUGAGAUUCCUAUUGACCAAAUGCAGAAAAUCCUAGCUGUGAUCACAGUCCUGGAUUAUGACAAGAUUGGCAAGAACGACGCCAUUGGGAAGAUCUUGGUGGGAAGCAAGAGCACGGGGGCCGGGCUGAAACACUGGUCCGACAUGCUGGCCAACCCCCGUCGCCCCAUCGCCCAGUGGCAUCCACUGCAGCCAGAGGAGGAGGUGGAUGCCGCCCUCGCAGCGCUGAAUGCCAAGAAGUAAACCCCCCCACCCCCCCAACCACCCACCCACCUCCCUCCCCUGAAACACAUCGUCCCCACCUCCACCUUACCCAUCCAUGCAUUUCCCAUCAUGUCCCCCAGGUCCCACAUAUCAGUGUAUAUUCCAGAAGAACACCUCGACUGUACAUCUUCUCCCUCCUCCCCCCCUCCACCACCACCACCACCACCUCCUCCUCCUCCUCCUCCUCCUCCUCCUCCUCUCCUGCCGCCCACCUUUCAAAAAGAUCCAUCGACAUCACUGAACAUGAUGGGAAAUAUAGUUUUAAAAAGAAAAAGAAAAAAAAGAAGCAUCACGUUAUAUGAAAUCAUGUCAUUGAAAAAAGAAGACAAGUUACAGGAUGGACAGAUACUCCGUUGAUUUCCUUUAGAUCUAUUUUUGUAUUGGGGUUGUGGUUCCAUUAAUAAGAAUACAGAGUCGAUUACGAAGACCAGUACGAGUGCUAUAUGGGAAUCUGGUGAUAGAGGGGAUAACACAUACGCUCACUCAUAUUGUACUUCUCACCACUUCCCUUUAGUGACACAGUUUGCUUAGAAUAGUGCUUAAUAAUAAAAUGCUUUAUACUGCCAUAUGAUAGAGAAAUAACACAAGCAGGUCCAUUCCUUAGGUGUAUUGUGCACCAUUUUCCACACCUGCCAGUCGUCAUCCUUGAUGAUUCUGUUAGUUUGAAGUACAUUCCUAGAGUCGGGUAGCAAGUAGGGAUAGGCACAUGUCCAGUUACCCACAAACACACUGCCUUUUUGAUUUGUUAACCUUUCGUCCAUCGUCUCAGGAAAACUGAGAGGAAACUGAAACUCCAUGCCUUUUUUUCUAAACGGGUUCUUAUUAUUCAAAUAACUCCACAUGACGAAAAUGAAAAAAGUUGGAUUUCAAAAGCUUGAUCGCUUUCUUUGUUUUUUUUUCUCGGUAACAUAAGGCUCACGUGACUGGCGCUAGUCGAUCCACGAAAACGGUACGUUAGGGAACAGGGAACGGUGGAAGUUUAUUUCCCCAAAAAAAAAGGAAAGGGGGUAUUUGCGUAUUUUUUUGAGAGUGAAAAAAAAAAGGCGGUGUCUGUCAUUUGAACCACAAAAAGCAAGGAAAUAUCAGAGCGGUCACAACAGAGACUGAUUCCAACCACCAAUGACAUGAGAUCUACAAGGUGUCGAUUACUGCCCGCAGUCUACCACCUCCCCUCCCCUCGCCUCUGAUUCUGUAUCUCACUUGUUGUGCUACUGCCAUUAGUCAUGGACUUGAUACAAGGGUUUUACUCCAAAGGAAUCCCUAUAACCGUCUUACAGUCAUAAAGGAGACAAGCCUUCAAAGUAACAAAAUAAGCAAUUUUCAACUACCAGGGACGCCUUCCAGUUAGCGGUGUUGUUCUCUUCAUUUCUUCAUUUUUUUCUUCUAUCUCUCUCUCCUUUUUAUUUAUUCAGUUGUAUUUGAUUUGACUUCAAAUACUUUUAUUCCUCGAGCACUUUAAAUCCAAAUGUUGUGUUUAAGUACCAUCAGAAACCAGAGCUUUAAGUGUUCAUGUUAUUUAUAACUGCUGGUUUUAAGAAGAAGAAAAAAAGAGUAGGGGUGUGCAUUGUGUAAGCAGUUUUGUUGUUGUUGUUGUUGCUUUGUUUUGGCUCAGCUAAUUGUGUAUGCGUUUUGAUUGUUUGAAUAUUACGAUUUUCACUUGAUUGCAAGGAUGUUAUAUGUUAUACACAGCUUACCAAACUGUUGAAUUGAAUCGCACUACUGGGUAUUUUUCUGUUCUGUGGUAAUUUGACACUGUCCAUUUCUUUUAUUAAUUAUAAAAUGUUGUGAGAUUGAAUUUUUCUGUGGCACACGUGCCAGAAAGCUCUCCUCGUAUAUAAGACACAUUACCAUCUAAUGCUCCUUCGCUCCCUCAGAGGAUGUUAUUGGCCCGAGUGUAUUUGUAAAUUAUGAUGCUGUUGAAGAGGAAUCAGGAGGUUGAUCUUAUUAUUACCAAACUGUUGACGCAAACUCAUCAACCCAGAAUAAAUUGGUGAAUUCCUAAUAGCUAUUUAAAACCCUGCUUGCAGGUCCAGUUCAUUUAAAUCAGUGCUGAUCCGUGAGCUCCAGCAGCAGAAACGACUCAUUGACGAUGGGCAAGAAAAUGCAAAGUCAAUAUUAAUCAAAUGUAGCUAGUACUACAAUGUGUUGGGAAUUUAAUGAAUGUUGGCUCUUGUAUCUUUCUCUGUUGGAAAUUGUGAUUUUUUAUUUUUUUAUGACCAACGUAGGACCAUGUUCAGAUUUUUUUUCUUCGUUUUUCGUCUCACAUAGUUUUGUUUUCCUCUGUUGAUGAAGCAGCACUAAAGAAAAGGCAACAUGGAAGCAAUCAAGCAACCCAUUGGUGUGUAGUUUUGCCUAAAUACAUAGUUCAUACACGUUGACACUGCAUGUUUAUACAAAAUACUGUACAUAGGAGCAUGUUUUAGAGACAAAGCAAAAAUAUCUCGUGUAUGUAAAUGGAUGUCAUUGGUCAUUUUAAUAACACAAACGAAGGGAGAAAAACAAGACGCAUUGUAUAUUUUCUAAAUGAAACAAAUGUGUAUUUAUUUUCCAUGAGGGUCAUUGGAGAGAAUGUCAUACAAAUAUUAGAGUACUAUUCCUAAUAAGAACCUUUCCACGCCUGAAAAUCUCAAGCAAGUGUGUCGUCCAGUACUGUGUGUGAGUUCAUGUCGGAUGAAAAUGUAGCCGCAUGCUUGCUAUAUACUUCCUUGUGAUCAACAUUUUUAUUUGAUGCCAUUUAUCUGCCAUGUUGUUUCAGCACUUAUUUGAAGGCCAAUGUUUAAAUUAUUUUCGGGGAUUUUAUUAUUGUUAUUGCUUUUUUCCUUUAUAAAAAAAAGAAACAGAAUGAUGUUUUAAUUUUUUUCAUGUUUGGGAUCGGGGUGGGGGGGGGGGGGGAUCUCCAAGUCUAUAAUAUGACUUUUUUUCUAACACAUUUAGCACGGUGUUAUUAUGGAAUAAUUUGUUAGAAGAAGAUUUAAUAUUUCUGCGAUCUGUAGUUGGAUUGUAGGAGUUGUUAUUUGUGCCAGUAGGGAAGUCUGUUGGAUCAUAUCAUUGUAUGAAAUGAAUUUCCAGAGGCCAAAAAGAUGAAUAAUCCCAUUCCAGUGGACACAAAAUGACUUGGAAUCCCUUCUUCUCUCUUUUCUCUUCUUUUACAUGGACGUUUUGAUUUUUCACUUCUACAGUAUUUAAAUGACCUGAAAACCUUCACGGCUGUGUCUCUUUUACUGUGUUUAUUAUACAAUACGUGUACGUGUAUACAAGACAAAUGAAUAAGAUAAAACUAAAGCCAUAAAACUCAAGCACUAACGCUGAGUAGCUAGUUUAUUUAUGAAGAAAAAAAAAAAAUCUUGACAUGUCUUCAUUUUCCUUGGCCAGUGUUUCUCUUUCACAUUCCAUUCAGAGGUAUUUGUUCAUCAAGAGGGCAAAAAUCCACUUUUCUGUAAAUGUGAGCUUUGAGAACAGUUGUGAGUUUACUAGAGUGAGUGUGUCUUUUUCUACUUUCAAAGCUGUUGACGUCCUUGUUUCAUAGAGGUAGCGAAUUUAUAGUAUCGUGAUUAGUAUCGUAUAUGCCUCGUUUUUGAUAGUAUAAAUAAAAAUCCCUUUAGGUUCUCAAUAAUACCGCUAAAGUUAAAAUAUAUAUAUAUAGAGAGAGAGAAAGAGAGGGAGAGAGUGUGUGUUCUUUUCUUGGGCUGAGUGCAAUUUAUGAACCAAACUGGGUCCCUAUUGGAGUUUCUCUUCUUCUGGUGUAGCAGCAGACUGUACUAGUGCAUGUACAUGCACAAUCAAUAACACACUGCUGGUGAUCCCGCUGACCUUUUUUUUUUGCUGGAUUGUUUAACAAUCGUAUCGCAAAAAAAAAGAGAAACUUAAAACAGUGGCACCCAAGUUUUAGGCCUAAAUCCCUCCCAUAGAACUAUGCAUAGAUUUAUGAUUUUCACAGACAAAUGGCAGAACGUAUAUAUAUAUACAAAUAUAGAAUCACAUACAAGGGCAUGUGCAUUAUAUGCCAUUGAAGGAGUAGUUCCACGUUUUGGGACUUGUUUGCCUUCUUGCAGAGAGAUGAGAAGAUCCAUACCACUCUCAUAUCCGUGCACUAUAUAGGAAGCUGGAGCCAGGAGACGGUUAGCUUAGCUUAGCAUAAAGACUGGAAACGGGGGGAAACAGCUAGCCUAGCUGUCUGUGUUGGUGUUUAGCUAAAUGUUUCCUGGCUCCGGCUUCGUACCUAAAAGACAGAGUGGUAUCAAUCUUACCAGUUAUUGACAAAAAGGCGAAUACAAUUAUUCCCAACAAUAUUGAUCUAUUCCUUUAAGUUGACCUCGGUCGGAGCAAACGUCCGCCUGCCAUCUAUCAAUCCUGGCAACAAUCAAUUUUAAUUUCAAUGUGAUGUGCAACGCUGCACAUCGUCUAAAGCAAUAUUAUAGUGACUCACCGUCCCGUUAUUGUUACCUGAUUGCGACCAAAUGAUGCACUGAGAACAAUUCAAAUACAAGAUUUCAGUGUGUUUCACAAAAAUACUGCCAGUACCUGCUCACAGCUGACGAUGAGGCAAAACACGUGACUACAGGUCAAUACAGAGCACAUUUAGGGAGAUUAGUUUCCUUUUUACUGCUCGGGUCACUGCAGUCACAUGACAUAUACGUUCUAUGGGGGACCGGGAGCUGUGUGUGCGUGUGCUUGUGUUUGUGGGAUAAAUAGAUAUACAGUGUAGGCCCUUUAGCUGAUGUGGUGCAAAUAAACACUGCGCUGGAAUUAAUAAAUACAAGAAACAGUCCAAGGUCUGCAUGCACGGGACCCAUUACUCAUUCCUAAAUGUACAUCUUUGUGUGUAAGACCGUAAUACUCAAACAAUCUUAUUUCUGUUAUAAAAACACGGGGGUUGUUCUGUUUGGCUCCUGGCUGUGUUGAUGUACAAUACCUUAUGCACAACUGCAGCUGAAAACUGUGAGCUCUUUCAGCUGUGCAGACACAGUUCUAGAGCACUGUUCACAGGACUAGCUUUUUGUUGUUGUUGUUUUUGUUUGUCUAUUGAACAAACGCUGGGAUUUAAAAAGGGAAAACAUCCAAAGUUCAGUCACUCAUUCACCCAACCUGUCGACGCCUCUCGGCGGGUCGAGACGCCGCUCUGAAACAUGAUGUCUUGUCUCCUCUAUUACUCGCUGUACUUCUUCUUUGUAUUCUUGUGCAUACGUGUAAUCACUCCUCCUGUCCUCAUUUGGUUUGUUUAUUUCGUGAUGUAUACUUCUAAUGUAGAGCGUAGGACUGUGGUCCAAUCGAUGCCAGAAUCACAGUUGCUUUUGCUUUGUUUGCGUCGUCUCUGUCCUUGUUUAUGUGUAACCAGCUACGUACCCUCAGCGCCAAACAUGCAGGACCGUACCAAACUCCCCCCCCCCCUCCUCGAGCGCUUCGUCCUCCCUGAUGCAACUGUAUUCUCUAACUCUUUUUUUCUUCCUUUUUUGUUGUUGUUGGUUUGUUUGUUUGUUUCCUCCUCCUCCUCCCCUCUUUCUCUUCUCCAUCAUCUUUUAAAGAGUCGGAGGACAGUCAGGUCGUGUCCUCUCGCUGUGUUUCUUCGUGUCUAGUGUCGUGGUGCGCGUGUUCAUGUCAGUACUUGUGCCUACUGUGGAUCGCAUGCUUUAGCCCUUGACUGGACACAAACGUUGCUCACAAACUCCUCUGGACCCGUAUGUGGACAAACGUUGGGGAUCCUUAUGAAGUUAUCAAGGGAACCAAAUAACUUAUUACAAAUUUAUCAUAUGUGUUACCAGUUCUGUAAAAAAACAAAUAGGAAAUAAAGGCCUUUUAAUAUCCA
This is a messenger RNA of Pseudoliparis swirei, 7126 nucleotides long. RefSeq names its product synaptotagmin-2-like. The coding region runs from base 1 to 1302 and encodes 433 amino acids. The transcript has 8 exons. Gene Ontology annotation, cellular component: dense core granule; axon; synaptic vesicle membrane. Lineage: Eukaryota; Metazoa; Chordata; Actinopteri; Perciformes; Liparidae. Gene Ontology annotation, biological process: regulation of dopamine secretion; cellular response to calcium ion; calcium ion-regulated exocytosis of neurotransmitter. Gene Ontology annotation, molecular function: phosphatidylserine binding; syntaxin binding; calcium ion binding. The record is from RefSeq and is a predicted model, not a curated record.